AAAGAAAAUUAGGUUAGGGUUUGGUGUAUUAGUUUUCCAGAAUCCGACAAUGACGUCAUACGAUGAUGAGAAGAAGAAGCCGACGUAUAUUAAGGUGCACGGGAAGCUGAAAAAGCUGGAAGAGAUUCACGGCGUGGAGUCUCCCCAUCUCGGUAGUUUCUACAGCGGUGGAUAUGCGGACGUGUUUUGUUUUAAAAUCGAAGACAGCAUCCUUGAAAAGGCUCUGGACUUCUGUCAGAAACGUGGACUGAUCAAGAAACAGCAUCAUGCCCUUGAUCCAAAUCUACUCCGAGACAAGUUGAAGGAUUUCGAUUCCACUUUUCGCCAAAAUCAUCUUCAUGAUGCUAUUGGUCUUGUUGAGGCUGCUUCCAAGUUGGACAUCAAUAGCCUCUAUGACCUCUUUUUUGAAGAUGCCGUUCUCAUGAUCGAUCAAAAGACUCCUCAAGAAAUUGACGAUAUCUUCAUCGUACGUUAUAAUGGUGAUGAUGAAGUGCGUAGGGAUAUGGAAUUCGUCAUGGAGACUGCAGUACCCCGUUGGGCUUGGAAAGAAGACCGCAGAACCGUUGUUUAUUGAAUUGUUUUCCUAAGUGACUCGCUCUAAUUACCCUUUUAAUCAGUUUUUCUUUAAUUACUGUAGUAACUAGGUUGCUAGCUACCACAAGCUGCAUCUAUAUAUGCUGUGUAGUAGUUUUUGUCAGUCUUAUCAUUUUAAACCUAUUACACAUUUGAUGUGUAAAGUAGUAGUGUGUGUAUAUAUAUAUAUAUAGCUUGCUCAUGCAGACCAGAGUAUACAAAUUUGAUGAGAAACACCAU
This is a messenger RNA of Erigeron canadensis, 813 nucleotides long. RefSeq lists its product as uncharacterized. NCBI's taxonomy places the organism in Eukaryota, Viridiplantae, Streptophyta, Magnoliopsida, Asterales, Asteraceae. The coding region runs from base 50 to 574 and encodes 174 amino acids. The record is from RefSeq and is a predicted model, not a curated record. The transcript is spliced from 2 exons. Gene Ontology annotation, biological process: ubiquitin-dependent protein catabolic process.